Molecule: messenger RNA, 1264 nt
Organism: Osmia bicornis bicornis
Lineage: Eukaryota; Metazoa; Arthropoda; Insecta; Hymenoptera; Megachilidae
Exons: 5
Coding region: 24-1166 (380 amino acids)
Biological process (GO): transcription elongation by RNA polymerase I; nucleolar large rRNA transcription by RNA polymerase I; RNA polymerase I preinitiation complex assembly
Cellular component (GO): RNA polymerase I complex
Molecular function (GO): DNA binding
Source: RefSeq, a predicted model, not a curated record
AGUUAAACAAUAUUUUAUGAAAAAUGAAACGACCGAUUGAAGCUAUUAUCGAAGACGUAAUCAUUGACUCUUCCAAAGUUCAGCCCAUCAUUGUGAAUUUUCAGAAUGGUGAGCUUAAAGAUGAAGAAGCUAAAAAGAUGUCAACCGGUCUCUUUUACGACCCGAAAAAGCAGAAAACGAUGGUGGCUUUGUCAAAUGGGCAAAUUGUUUAUAGAGGUUAUAAACCCGACACGAGCCAAGAUUUGAUGCGUACUAUGCUCGUGCUCCACAACAGGAAAACAGGAAAAGUUAGACUGGUUCAAGUUGAACGAUGGCAGGUAAAUGCAGUAUUGGGGAAACCAAUAGCAGACAAUAAGAAAAAUGCUGAUGAUGAAAAUAUUGCUACAUUAAAUAAACAGUUUGGAUCAAAGAAAGCGAAACGUAUAACAGAGCAGUAUGAAAGAAUGAAAAUAAAUGUUGACUCUGUUAAAGAGCAACUUGAACAAACAGUAUCAAAUGUUGAAGUUGAUAGAGUAGACUUAUCAAUGCAGUUACCAGAAAAUGAGUAUAUUACAAACACAGCAUUACCACACUGUAAUAGAGAUGCGACUAAUGUAACAGAUGUAUACAAUGCAUUUGAUAUUGUACCAGAAAGCACAUUAAAAACUUUGUAUGAAAGAGCUGCAGAAAUUAUGAACAGUGAUGUUAAUGAUUUUGAAGGAAAAGCAAAGUUCUUUGCUUGGUCAUUGAAACGGUUAAAAUCUGAUCCAGAUAACAUUAAAAAAGCUGCAUUAUUGAUUUAUAUUCAAGCAGUUGUAACGUGGUUAAAUAUGCCAAUAAGAGAUGCUAAAAAACGGCACGUUGACGUUUGUCCAUCUUCCGAACAAAUUAACGCUCAUGUAAUGGAUACAUAUAGUAUUCAAAGUAAUACUGGAAGGUUGAGACCAAGCAGUGUAAAAGAUAAAGCAGUGAUACAUUGUAUGAUAUUAGCAUUGAUAAUUUGCAAUUUUGUAUUAGAUAUAGAAUUAUUUGCAACAAUAUUUACUCACCGUAUGGGGCUGAAAAAGUUAACAGACCUUGCCAGAAUUAUUGGUGCUUUACCUAACAAGGAGGAUAAAAAACUUGUUACACUGAAGGUUCCAUUACCUCCACCUAUGUCUGUUGUAAAUAAGAAGAAGAGAAAAUAGUUUUCAGAACAAUCAAACUUUUAAUAUACUGUUAUCUUAUAAGAGAACGAAUUUAUACCACGAAACUAUCUAUUUCUUAAUAAAUAUUAUUUUCAUAA